UAAUAAAAAAUCGUGUGUGAAGAUACUGCUGUCGUCAAUUAAUUGUAAUUUUUUGUGCAAUUUAAACCAGUAAUUCUAUAGGAAAAGUAUUUAACUGAACGCUGUGCCUGUUUUACGAUUGAAACCAGUGAUAUUUGCUGAAAAUAGUAUUGAAUUUCGUGCAAAGUCCAGAAAAUUUUAAUCAGUAAAUCUGGUAGCGCCUUGCUCACAAAUGUACGAAGAAAAGCUUCCAAAUUCCCGCAAGUUCGGCAGCAACAAGUGGUAAUUUUUCGGAAUUCCUCUGGAAUAUUGUGUUUCAAGGUGCAUAGAUAAACUACGUUGAGUAAAGUAUCAAUAUAAGAUAAAAUUAGAUUGAAAUUUAGACGAUAAUCGAUGAGCAUUGCGCGAAAAAGUGUGAUUAUUUUGAAAAGUGCUACUGGUUUUUGACACUUACACAGUCACCUACACAGUGAAGAUAAGGAGUUUUAUUUCUUCUCUAUUCGCUUGCUUCUCGACGUCGAUUGCAUGUGUGGUGACUUGGAACGCAGAACGCACACAGACACGGCGACGGCUGAUCCAAACGAGAGGGCUUUGAUCAAGUCUCGAUUGCCCGUACGGAUCGUUUUUGGAUUGGAUUUUGAUCGUGUCUUCUGCCGCGGUGGCUUCAAGUGGAGCUGUGGCUGUGUUGAAUUGAAACAUUUUUCGCUGUUGCGAGCUUGCUGCUUGUUGAAUGAAAUUUAUUUUGACGAUUUUUGAUCAUGCAUCUGCACACUGCAGUAAUCUUGAAUCACCGAACGCGAAGAACAGCAGUUCACGGUUAACCAACGUGGCGCUCGAUCAAAACAACGAUUUACAGCCGUCGUCGUAGUCCCAGCACCAUUAUCAUAGAUCCAAUUCAAUGGUCCUUCAAAACGAAAAGGAACCCAAAAAGAGUUUGGGUUCCACGCUCACCGGAAUCGUGGUCACUGGUACAGGAGGAACGACCUCCACUGCCGGUGGUGCCAGUAACGGCAUCAGUACCAUAUCUUCGUUGUCUUCGGUGAACGAACAACCGGUUAGUAAGCGACAGCGUAUAGAAAAUGAGUCCGAUGUCGUGGAUAGCAGCAACGCCAGUUCCAGUGGCAACUCUUCCAACGGUUCUUCGCUGCUGGCAUCUGCCAGUUCUAGUUCGACAUCACUUUCCUCGUCUCCUCCAACGUCCUCCGGUUCAUCAUCGUCGGCGGUGGCAGUGGCGGAUACCGCGCUAGUAGUGGACGAUUCUCCAACGCCGAUCCACGAAGCCACAAAUAUCCGUGACAAAAAUGGUUCGGAGGAUGAUUUAUUGCUGAGACAGGUACCCGACUAUCAGGCGUUAUUUCAGGAAGCCAUCGCUAAACAGUGCCUAUGUCGAUUGGACACCGAAGUACUGCUGAUGUCUUUUCAAUCGUACUACGUAUGCGGAGAAGUAUCACCGUUGGACAAGGGUCGGGGAAAAGUCAGGCAACUGUUACCACUAAUUGAGUGGCCCUUCGAGUACCUGCUCAAGUUUCUGUCGAAUUUACAGUUACUUUUUGAUACUUACUUGAAGCAGAACAUCAAGGGAAACAUCUGCUCUGGGAUAAUGGAUAUGUGUAACUAUCUGAUUAGGAGCGAACACUCGGAGCACUUGGAGACGGAUUUCGUCUCGAUGAACAUCGAUGAGAUUAUCGGAUUGUGUAACUAUAACAAUAAGUUUAUAAAUUAUUUGUCGGGAAGAAUAUUGUCCUCGUUUCUGGUUAUUAUCAAGGAUGAUUCGGAUGACCGAUGGUUGGAGAAGAUUGUGGCGAAUCUGUUCGGUUUCAAUCAGGCAGAUAUUUUGGCGGUAAAAAAGAUCAAUUUUAGCCUGGAAAUUAUUAAACAGAUAGUCGAAUGGAAAGAUGAAACAGAACAUCCCUUAGACGAAGACAUUCAUGGGCAGGCAGUGAGCAGUUCUAACGUCGAGGCAACCAGUUCAGCUACGGUAUUUCACCCACCACCGAUGGAAAGUAAUUAUUUUGCUACACACUUCGGUUCGCAGCAGUAUGGGGAAGAUUCUUCUGCUAGUACUAUAUUUAGCCCGGUGACCGGAUCGUCCCUGUCGAAUGCUGAAAUGUUUUACCCACCUAGCCAUAGUGUAGUAAGCCAAGUUAGUUCGCAACAUGCAAGUAACACAGCAAGUUCCUCCCAAGUAUGCCAUAUUAUCACGCUGACCGACUCGGAGAGUUUCGACACGACACGAAUCAAGUGCGAAACAAUUUGCAUCCUAGGUAAGAAGUGGUCUGCGCUGGUAAAAAUCAUCAGUAAGCUGAUACCGGAAGUGUCACGACCUCCCAAUACUCAAAGCAUCAUCACCGAAACCUGCAUUCUAACGUUUCUGCGUCUUUGGGAGAGUAUCAUUAGUGUCAAGGCAAAUCUGUCAGUUGUUGAAACGAAACCGUUCCACUCAAAGCUGGAUGACUUUCAUGCACUGCUUUUGUCAACGGAGAAUGCUGUUAUCUACAAGCAGAUGCUGACUCUGUUCAACGAAGCUCUUUGUUACGGAAGUACGCUUGCUUUGCAAGAUUUCAUCCCGGAGGAGGUUGGUAGUCUGGCUCACAGUGUGGUUCGAUCAGUCAAGGAUCAUCGAAUACUGGACAAAAUGCCUAAAUCAACAUAUACCACUAGUUUAGGAUUGCUGGGUCACAAAGGAGAAGUUAUUCGGUAUCACGACAAUCGUCUGUCGCCUGUCUCAGACCAGAAUGGACGCGUCGGUACAUACAAUAAUCUUCCUGGUAGCAGUAGUAGUAGUGGCAAUGCCUUCCAGAAUCCGGCCAACAAUGUACACUAUGAUCGUACACUUAUGCAGAAAAUGGCCCUUCUAGUCCUGAAAGCGGUAGCAGUUAUUGUAAAGGAAAUCCGAUGUGACUCCAGCGACAGUAGUGUCGACAGCAGCGAUAUUGAUAUGCAAGAGAUUCAGAUGAUUGAAAGAAGUAUUCGGGAUGUGGUGCGAAAGUUGGAAAGCUACCUAAAGCAUCAGCUCGAAUUUCACCCGGAUAGCCAUUUCAGUCAGGUGCUAAUACAUUUAUUCGACGAUCAGGACGACUAUCUGGUGGAGGCGAUGGUGUGUACGCUGGACGUCACAUCCGGAAUUUCGUUCCGAAAUAAUGCAUUCCCAGAGCUUAUUGCAAUUUUAAACCCAGUGUACACGUUUAUCGAGUUCUCUAACCUUGGGCCGAACAUUACUCAUCUGUUUUUGGAUUUGCUGAUAAGCACGGAGACCUGUUUUCUGCUUUUUCUGCUACGAUUUUUGAAGUACAUCAGGCAGAACUGGGCCAUGUUUACGCAGAGCUGUUUGAACUACUACAGGCACAAUAGCUACAGUAGUGCACGGGCAGUCAUGUACAGUAAUGCCUCGGUAAGCAGCAAUAAUCAGAACGUGGUCUUGGAUAACGUGAUGACGGUGUUAAUCAGUUUGCGAUUGCAAAUCAGUCGACUAGUAGCGGAUACGAUCUUCCCGUACAACAUUGGUCCGAUACUGCGACUGAUAGAGAAUUGCGAAAGUUUGUACGAGGGUAACGAGUUAAGCUGAGGUGAGUGUCUAGCACUGAUUUUGUUUCGGAUGUUAGGGAUUCUAUUUACAAUACAUACGGUUGUUUGCACGAGAUCUAUACCCACGUUUGAGGAGGAGUUGACCAAGCAUUCAACGCAAUUAGGUUAAUGAAAUUGCAAUCGUCUGAAGUUUGGUACUAUCAUUUACUUUUCAAUGUAUGUAGUACAACAUUCAUGGGAAUUUUUCUGAAAUUUUUGAUUUUUGAUGGGUUCGGCAUUUACUAAUGCAUUUGACCUAAUGACCUUCGGCUUGUUGGCAAUUUAAUAAAUCCAUCGGAUUUUUUAUGAAUUUAUGGAACAUUUUUUGAUGACCGUUGUUUGGCGGAAUCGUCCCAUUUUCAUAUAAUGAAAAUUUGAAUGAUAACUGUAAGAAUUAGUGACCUUAGGGAAACUCACGUUGAUUGAAAUUUGACAAAUCUGAACAUCCAACAGACUACGUAGUAUGUACAGUAUUAUAGAAAUUCGAGGAGAGCUUUUGUUAUAAAUAUCGGGAGAACUAACCAACGUACGAGGUAUAUUCGAAACGAAAGUUCACUACUCCUGCUCUUAUUUCAGGGGUGUACGUAGUGGCGUACCUAGACUUGCGCCCGGGACACAACUUGAUCGAUGAUUUAGCGAGCAAAAAAAAAAAUUAAAGUUUCAUGAACUCCAUCUCUAGAGGGUUCGAUUUGGUGGCGCAGCCACAUAAGCGAAGCCAACGAGGCUCGGUGACACUAAGCUACCGAGUGCGAACAAAAAAAUGUUCUGUAAGUAGCAGAAACAUCUCGUCUACUUAGUCGUUUAUGUUAAAAUGAUAAGUGGCAUAACAGUUAAUCAUCAACAAUUUUGCACUAGAUUAGUCGAUGACAAAACGUAAAAUAAAUAAAAAUGGUUAUGUGUCCUAAGCAAAACAAUUUAUUAAUCUCUAAAUGACCUAGUUUUUGGUAUAAUUUUCAGGACAAAACAGCCCAUACUGGUUUUGUCUUAAACUUCAAUAAAAUCGAUACACUCGCUUUCAUGACAACUAAUAUAAUUAACGAAAUUAUGUACAAAAUAAUGAAACACAAUUGCAGAAAUUCCUACUUGUUCGAUAUUCAGUAUUCAAGUCGAUUCGACAAAUAAUACUUUGCGAUCAAGUCUUUAUAAAGUUGAAUGAAAGUGAAUUUAGAACGGUAUACGCUGAAUUUCAAUACUAUUUGUUGAGAAAUUAGACUUUAGACUUCAAUUUGUUCAUUUGUUAGUACAUUUUCAGAAAUUUAUUUUUAGUCACUUGUUUUUACUUUUGCUAAACCCCUCUCUCCAACCAAUGAAUCUACGUGGUUUAUGAAUGACCCUAUAUAGAGAAGCAGCGAGUUCAGCCCAAUUGAGGUUUCUUUUUCUUCCAUUGAUAUUCCUAUUCCCUGCAUUUCUACUUACUAUUUCGACAGUAGAUUAUUCGUGUUGUUCGCAUGUAUAGACGAGUUAGGAGUUGAAGGCACAAUGUUCCUUCCGGUGUACGCAAAACGCUCUACGAGGCCUACAGGGGGCUAACGCUUUUCUGCACCGGAUUACCAGAGCCUGGAGGAUACCUACCGGGGCUACAGAAAUGAAGAUUCUAUUCAAAGUUGGUAAUCCCAGAUUUACUUUACAAAAAUUGUAGAACUAUGAGUUUCAGUGAUUUUCGGAAUAGAAAUUUUAUUGAAUAAUGCUUCUACACCCUACGGAUUUGUCGUGGGUAUCGUAGGCUUUAAACCAAAAGCCUUAUAAAGCAAAUUUUCAACAAGUAUCAAGUAACCAUUUUUGAACCCGUAUAAUGUUCAUACAUAGGGUAGUUGAAUAUACGUAUAUUUUAUGUGAUUCCCUAUCCAUGACGAAGAUGGGAUAUGCGAUAAUACGAAGCAAAAAGCUCCACCAAACGGCACUCUUUAAUAUGGUCCUCAAAGAUCCGUGCAAAUAACCAACAUUCUCUAUAACAUUCCAGGUAUGAUGUAGGGUAAUGUUUGACUUAUAUUUGGCUAACAGAAAACUACAUUGAAUCAAAAUUUUUAAUAUUCAUGCAACAGGGGCGACUAACUAUUUAAAUAUUUAAAUAAGCAUUGCUCAUAUUUUAGACUUUCGAAAGAAAUAAAACUAAUCAGAAUCAAAAUUUUACUUAUAUAUUCCGGUGUCGUUUAAAGAUUCGAUCGUAAAUUUGCAUUCCCUGAAUCAUAGCUUGUAAAAAAGGUGGGUUUAAUAUGAUCAUGUGCCUUAGCGAGUCCUUUCCUUGAAUUACCGGUACGAUGUUCUUUCCAGUUUUCUUUUGUCGCCUAGGUAAGAAGAUCUGAAAAGAUGCGAUAUGCAGACUGAUUCUUAGGAAGUUUAUUUUUUUAAAUAUAUUCUCUAGAUAGGUAAAAUACGGACCUGCAGAUGGACGUUGCAAUAUAUGUAACGAAUUAUACUAGCUCGUGACAUCAUAGAGGGAUUUGCCUGAACCUAUAGCGGUGUACGGGUUGUUCCAAGCAGGUCUUGAAAUAUUUUGUAAAUAAAAGAAUGUACAAAAAUGUUAUUCAUAAAAGAGUUAUUAUACGGCAGUGCUAGUAGCUAGUAGUGACGACAAUAAAUCAGUGAAAUAAAGUCAACUGUUCGCAUGAAUAUUUUGUAUAAAUUAUAUUUUAAGGGAAAAAAUAAUUUAAUGGUAGCUGUAAAAUAAUUUCUAUGAAGAAGAAAGAUUUAAUUUAUAAUAACCGCUUGGAGAUAAUUUAUAUCGUUAACAGAGCAUAUUUUACGGAGUAUGUAGUUGAAAUAGUUUUUUUUUUAUUUUAUGAACAGUAAUUUAUAUUUAAAAUAGACCACCCUUUAUGUACAUUCGGCUCACAAUAAACUAUUUAAAUGUCAAUCAGUAA
Molecule: messenger RNA, 6404 nt
Organism: Malaya genurostris
Lineage: Eukaryota; Metazoa; Arthropoda; Insecta; Diptera; Culicidae
Gene: lin
Product: protein lines
Exons: 2
Coding region: 878-3544 (888 amino acids)
Source: RefSeq, a predicted model, not a curated record